AUGGACCUGGGGUACUUUCCCCUCGCCUUCCCGCCCGGGCUGUGCCGCGGGGCCCCGCAGACCCCCUACCCCCGGCGUGGGGACGGCGCCUUCUUGGCUCUGGGCAUCGCGUCCAGCGCCGCGGCCCCCCCGCUCGGGGGGUUCCGGCGCCUCUCGCCCUGCCCCGGGGCCGCCCCCGGCUCCCCGGCCCCCGCGGCGGCCCCCCGCACCUUCGAGUGGAUGCGAGCGAAGCGGAGCCCGCCCGGGAGAAGCGGCGCGGCGCCGUGCGGGGGGGAACCUCCCGCCUGCCCCGCACGCACCAGCUUCAGCACCCGGCAGCUCACGGAGCUGGAGAAGGAGUUUCACUUCAGCCGGUACCUGUCGCGGUCCCGCCGCCUGGAGGUGGCCCGCUCGCUGCGCCUCCGCGACGCCCAGGUGAAGGUCUGGUUCCAGAACCGCCGCAUGAAGCAGAAGAAGCGGGAGCGGGAGGCGCUGGCCGCCCCCGCCGCCGCGCCCAUGGGUGCCCCGGGCGGCCCCCCGUGAAGCCCCGCCGCCCCCCACGGAGGGGUCUGCCGGGGACGUCGGGGCCGGGCUGGAAGCUGCGGCCGGCGGGCCACCCGAGGUGUCCCUUCGCUCGGGACCGCGGACAUGCGGCCCCGCUGUUUUUGCUAUUGCAACUUAUUUACAGAUUUAUUUGUGAGGAUUCAGGGAAAGGUGCCAGCCCGAAGCGCUGCUCCGUUUCGGGGCGGGCCGAGUCAGCGGGCUGGCGCA
Messenger RNA from Chroicocephalus ridibundus (black-headed gull), 750 nucleotides. RefSeq names its product homeobox protein Hox-D1-like. Gene Ontology annotation, biological process: regulation of transcription by RNA polymerase II. Gene Ontology annotation, cellular component: nucleus. The transcript has 3 exons. The record is from RefSeq and is a predicted model, not a curated record. Lineage: Eukaryota; Metazoa; Chordata; Aves; Charadriiformes; Laridae. Gene Ontology annotation, molecular function: DNA-binding transcription factor activity, RNA polymerase II-specific; RNA polymerase II cis-regulatory region sequence-specific DNA binding. The coding region runs from base 1 to 522 and encodes 173 amino acids.